Mollisia scopiformis is the source of this 1470-nucleotide messenger RNA. RefSeq lists its product as uncharacterized. The record is from RefSeq and is a predicted model, not a curated record. Gene Ontology annotation, biological process: small GTPase-mediated signal transduction; protein geranylgeranylation; vesicle-mediated transport. Gene Ontology annotation, cellular component: Rab-protein geranylgeranyltransferase complex; cytosol; cytoplasm. Bases 1 to 1470 code for a protein of 489 amino acids. The transcript has 4 exons. NCBI's taxonomy places the organism in Eukaryota, Fungi, Ascomycota, Leotiomycetes, Helotiales, Mollisiaceae. Gene Ontology annotation, molecular function: GDP-dissociation inhibitor activity.
AUGGAAUCUUUGAACGAAACACUGUGGGAUGUAGUGAUCUCAGGAACGGGACUGAAGCAUUCGCUACUUGCGCUAGCUCUGUCCCGCUCCAACAAAAAGAUCCUCCAUGUCGACCAGAAUGAAUAUUACGGCGAUGCCGAAGCUGCUUUCAGCUUGCAGGAAGUGGACGAAUGGGUAGAGAGGGUGAACGCAGUAUCUCCGAGCAAUUUUCGAAACGCUUCACUUUGGAAGACGACCACCUCUAACGAGUCCGACAAGCUUUCCUUCUCGAGAGCAUAUACCCUCACUCUGUCUCCGCAGAUCAUAUAUACUAGGUCGAAGCUUCUUUCGCAGCUCGUUUCCUCGAAGGUAUACCGGCAGCUCGAGUUUCAGGCAGUCGGAAAUUGGUGGAUUCUUGGCGAACAUUCUCUAAACCGCUUGCCUAAUGGCCGAGAGGAUAUCUUCCGGGACAAAUCCAUCGACAACCGAGCGAAAAGGGGCCUGAUGAAGUUCUUGAAGUUUGUCGUCGACUAUGAGAACCAAAACGAGCUAUGGCAACCCCAAGCUGACAGCGGGCUGGCCGGAUUCUUGUCUUCACAUUUUCAACUGCCUCCAAAUCUUCAGAAUGUCAUUUGCGCCUUGACACUGUCUUUAGAUGCGCCAGAAUCGACCAAGGUUAGCUGGUCUCUACCCAGGAUAGCUCGGCAUCUAACUUCUAUUGGAGUCUUCGGACCUGGCUUUGGAGCUGUUGUACCAAAGUGGGGAGGAGGCGCUGAGAUUUCGCAAGUUGCUUGUCGAGCUGGCGCUGUGGGUGGAGGCAUCUACGUACUUGGAAUCGGUGUCAAAGAGUCGAAUACAUCAUCGGAAGAAGCUGGCAACAUUACGCAUGUCCACCUCUCAAAUGAGGAUGUUGUGAAGACUAGACAUCUCAUACAAUAUCCGGCGGCUCGAUCUACCGAUGCCAAAGCAGUGUCUAAGGUUAUUGCUAUUGUCUCGUCAUCCUUAACGACUUUGUUCAAGAACUCCGUCGAAGGUUCCCCUCUCGCUGCUGUCUCAGUCAUCGUCCUACCUGUUAGCACCGUUAUCGUGGAGGAAGCAUCUCAAGCCACGCCAAUCUACAUCAUGGCGCACUCGAACGAAACAGGCGAAUGCCCUGCUGGACAAUGUGUUCUCUACGCUACUAUGCUUUACUCUGAGCAUAGUAAGCAGCUUCUAGACGCUGCUCUCGAUGUUUUCCUAGCCAGAGUAGAAGACACGCCGGAAUUGCUUUACAAACUAUAUUACGAACAAGAACCGGAAGAAGAGAAUGAAGCCCAGACCGAAUCACUGGAUCCAUCACUCGACCUUGCAUUCAAUGAUGCAAUCCUCGAGGAUGUCGAAUCUCUAUGGAAGACUGUCAUAGGCGACGAAGCAGAACAGGCGAGAUUCAUGAGAUUCGAGGACAGGGAAGGCAUGAGCGCUGACGAUGACGAACUUGAUGAAGGAUACUGA